UUUCUUGAGCCAGAGCGACAGGCGCACCAUAGAGAGGGAAACAAGUGGAGUUUUGUUACAGUGAGCAAACCUCAGCUGUCCAGUAUGUCUCCUUUGCGGUCGGUGGGGCUAAAACACGGACGAAUGCGCGGUUUCCGCUAAUUUCUGGACCACUGGCAGGUUGAAAAGGCUCGCUGUCUGGUAGAUAAAGCGGAGGGAAAUGUCUCGCUGGAUGUGGAGUCAACGUCUUCUUCUCCUCCUGCUGCUGCUGCUGCUGCUGCUGAUCUCAGAGGGUGAAGUACAAGCUCAAGUGGAAAACCGUGUGACCUUCCUGCCGGGGACCUUCCAGAACAUAAACGUCUCGCAGAACGAGACGGUCCAGGCGGUGGUGACCCGGAUCCCUGCCGAGGUGGCCUUCAUCACGCUGCAGUUCCACACGCUGCACCGCAACGCCACGCUGUCGUACACCCGGGUUCCAGAUCCGAGUCGCUCUCUGACAGCAGUGGACUCUGGGCUCCUGUCGGCUCUACAGAAUGGCCAAACGUCGCUCUCCUUGUUCCUGUCUUCUCCUAAUGAGGAAACCGUCCCAGGGACCGGAGUCAUCCUCUCUUACUCAAGCGCGGAACCGGUACCUGGAGCGUGCAACAUUGAGUUCAGCCUUGACGUGGAUCCGAACCUCUACAUCCGCUACAAUCUGUACGAGACCACCAUCCGCUUCGCACCGGCAAAUUUAGGAUAUGAGAGAGGCCAAUCUCCUCCAGCCUGCGAUACGUCCACAGGAAGCAGCACGCGCUGGCGGCUGCUCUACGACGUCUACCAGUACUUCCUGCCUGAGAACGACCUGUCAGAGAGCAGCCUGUUCGCCGGGUUCCAGGCCGUCGCCGACAUGCGAGGCAUGAUGGCGAGCGGUAGACUGGUCACCACGUUAAAGUCCACGGAUAAGACCAGCAUGGUGUUCAGCUCCAUCCCCGGUCAGGGCGUCAUCUACUCCGUCAUCGUCAGAGACCCGGCGCUGAACACCUCCGCCUCCUACGUUCCCGCCCACACCUACGCCUGCAGCUUCGCUUCCACUCUGGAUGGCUGUCAGACGCUCGGAAAAAUAUCGACCAAGGUCUUCUUCACCAUCGCCGGCUUGGCGGGCCUGUUUGUCUGCUUCUUUGGCCAUCGAUUCUUCAAAUGUGAGCUGUUCUGCAUGGGAUUCAGCUUUGCGGCGUUCUUCUUCUUUGUCCUCAUCACAAGGACCACACAGCUGGACUACGAUGUCCGCCUUGCAGUGUCUGCUGUAGUGGGCGUGGUGGGCGGCGGCCUCCUGGUGAUGAGCUGGUGGCGGUUCGGCUCAGUCAUGGCCUGCGUGGUCGUGGUCGGCCUGAUGCUGGGCUUCCUCGUCGCCUCCAUUGUCCUUUUCACUCCUCUGGGAGACCUGGAUGUCUUCAGGAACUCAGACGUGGUUUUCUGGGUGACUUUCUGCUGCAUCAUGGUCACGUUUCCGCUCGUCUUUGUGCGGUGGCCCAGAGAGGGGAACAUCACCACAUGCGGGAUCGUGGGGGCGUACGCCGUCAUCCUGGCUGUCAACGCCUACAUCUAUACCAGCCUGUCCUACAUCACCCUCAACAUCCUGAAACGUUUCCUCAACAGCAACUUUAGCGCCGUUUUCACAGACGUACCGUUCCAAAUCAUCGACUACGCCCUGAUCACGGUGUGGGUGGUGCUCGGCGUGUGCGGCGUGGUCCUGCAGCUGUACCGGGAGCGCUCCAGGCCGUUCUUCCCGCCCAGCCCGUACCUCAUGUGGCUGCAGGAGCGCGAGCGCCGUAAAACCAACGUGCUGGACCCGAGCCACCACGUCCCCUCGCUGCCUGGGCGCCUGCUGGAGCGGGCGCGGCAGCUGGUCAGGCGGCGGGAACCGGCGGGGGAGCACACGCCGCUGCUGCUGUGAAAACCGGCGGAACACUUCCAUCGCUUUGAUUAACCCCGAUGCAGGAAGGAGGACGCAUCAGCUGCACUAAAAUCCUCAACCACUACCUUCUUCUUCUGCUUUUUAAAUCAGCGGAGCGGAUCUUAGCUUCAGACUUUUUAACCUCCAGAUUUUGCACAAUGUGAUGCGGGAUUUCCCUCAUUAUCUCCUAAAGGCUUCAGAUCAAAGAAAACCCAACAGAUAGAAGCAGUGUCCUCCUAUGAGGGGUUCAGCCUACUUCGUGUUGCCAAACAGGUUCUCUUGAAGUUAUUAUUCCUGCAGGCCUGUUGGUCUGAAAUGUUAUUUAUCAGUAAUAUUUCCAUUUAAGUAUUAAAUGAUAGUUUGAUCUGAAGCGUUUGAGGAACCCUCAUGAUCACAGCAGGGCGUUGCCAUGACGUUUCUCAGGGUUUAGAGCACAACUUUUAGACUACUGAUGAAAACUUUGGAUUUUCUGAAGCAAUCACAUUUAGUUCUUUUAAAGUCAAACUUUUGCCAUGUAAGAUUAGCCUAUUUGUAUUUUAAUGUAUUGAUAUUUAAUGUCUUCAGUUUCCUGCCGUGAUGUAACUGCAAUGCCAAAUAGUGACAUUAAGUUAAUUUUGACUGUAUAGUGAUCUGUUUCCUGUAUAAUCCUGAAUGUGCCUUCAGUUUUAAUAAAUUGCUAUCAAUGGG
Molecule: messenger RNA, 2599 nt
Organism: Cyprinodon variegatus (sheepshead minnow)
Lineage: Eukaryota; Metazoa; Chordata; Actinopteri; Cyprinodontiformes; Cyprinodontidae
Gene: tm7sf3
Product: transmembrane 7 superfamily member 3
Exons: 12
Coding region: 200-1912 (570 amino acids)
Source: RefSeq, a predicted model, not a curated record